AUGGCUUUUACAGGCAGAAUUCCUCAAGAUUUUGGAAACUUGUCAUUUCUUGCUUCUCUUAACUUGGGAAGGAACAACUUCCAUGGAAAUUUGCCUCAAGAAAUGGCACACUUGCGUAGGCUCAAGUUUCUUGAUUUAAUUUUCAACAACUUCAAAGGGAAGGUUCCUUCUUCGUUUGGGAUUUUACACCAACUUCAAGUUCUAAAUCUUAGGAGUAAUAGUUUCACUGGUUUCAUCCCUUCAUUUUCUAAUAUGUCCACACUUGAGACUUUGAAUUUGGCAUUCAAUUCCUUAGAAGGUCAUAUCCCUGUGUCUCUCUCGAAUGCCUCAAGGUUGGAGACGUUACAAUUAUCUUAUAAUUCACUUCAAGGAAACAUUCCAGAAGGGAUCGGCAGUCUUCACAACAUGGACUUGUUGGGCAUAGAGCAUAAUAAGCUAGUGGGUUCUAUACCAUUAACAAUUUUCAAUAUUUCUAGGAUCAAGUUCAUUGCAUUUACUGGCAAUAGCUUAUCAGGAAGUCUUCCCAAUGGUUUAUGCAAUGGUCUCCCAAUCCUCAAAGGGCUUUAUCUGUCUUCUAACAAGCUUCAUGGUCAUAUGCCUACAAGAAUGUCAAAUUGUUCACAACUUCAACUAUUGGAUUUAUUGGAAAAUGAGUUUGAUGGACCAAUACAUAGUGAAAUAGGAAGAUUGAGUAACUUACAGAUAUUAGAUCUCGGAACUAACCAUUUCACUGGGAUAAUUCCACAAGAAAUUGGACAUCUUGUUGAUUUGGUAGAGCUAGCCAUGGAGGAUAAUCAGAUUACUGGCUCGGUCCCGAUCUCCAUAUUCAAUAUCUCAUCGCUGCAAAUUUUUUCAAUGUGGAGGAACAAUCUUAGUGGAUUCUUACCUCGGGAGAUUGGCAACUUAACCAAGAUGCAGCGUCUACACCUUACUGGAAAUAAGCUUAUAGGUAAAAUACCCAAAGAGAUAAGCAAUCUCAUUGAGUUGGAGGUACUUACUCUUGGGUUUAAUAGUUUUAGUGGUUCGCUUGAUUUUGAGAUCUUCAACAUAUCAGGGCUGAGAAUAAUUGAGCUUUCACACAAUAAUCUAUCAGGAAGCCUCCCAUCAAACAUAGAUUCUAUCUUACCCAACAUUGAAAGUCUUUUUCUGGGUGGCUUAACCAAUCUUGUUGGGAGUAUUCCUCAUUCCAUCUCCUAUUGUUCAAAACUUACUAUUCUUGAGCUUGCCGGCAACAAACUCAUUGGAUUGAUUCCCAGUUCUCUUGGAUAUUUGACUCAUCUACAGAUACUAAAUAUAGCGGAAAACAAUUUAACCAGCGACUUGUCAUUAAGCUUCCUGACUUCCUUAACCAAUUGCAGAAAUUUAACAUUUCUAUCUCUAUAUUUGAAUCCUCUAAACGGCAUGCUUCCGGCCUCCACGGGGAACCUUUCCACAUUUCUUCGAACAUUUUUCGCCAUCAGUUGUAAAAUCCAAGGGCGAAUUCCAGAUGAAGUUGGGAACUUAAGCAGCUUAUUCGACCUUAGACUUUCUGGAAACAACUUGGUUGGAUCAAUUCCCACAACAUUUGGCAACUUGAGAAACCUUCAGUGCUUCAACUUGAGUAACAACAAACUUACAGGAUUUAUUGGUGAUCAAAUAUGUAAAUUGCAGAAUUUGGGUGAUAAUUACUUUGGUCUAAAUAAACUUUCAGGAUCGCUUCCGAAUUGUUUAGGGAAUAUUACUUCCCUUAGGGAGAUACAUCUCAAUUCCAAUAAAUUGAGUUCCAGUAUACCACCAAACAUAGGGAACCUAGUGGUUUUUGACUUAUCAUCAAACAACAGGGUAGGUUCUUUACCUCCAGAAAUUGGAAAUCUAAAGGCUGCAACACUAAUAGAUCUGUCAUUCAAUAGAUUCUCAAAUGGAAUUCCUAUGGAAAUUGGAGGAUUACAUACUCUGGUGCACCUUUCUUUGAGACACAACAAGUUGCAAGGAUACAUACCUGACUCAAUGAGCAACAUGGUAGGUUUGGAAUUCCUAGACCUUUCUCAUAACAAUAUAUCCGGAAUCAUUCCUAAUUCAUUGGUGACACUUCAAAACCUGAAGAAUUUCAAUGUUUCUGUCAACAAAUUGAAUGGUGAAAUCCCCUUCGGGGGGUCCUUUCAAGAACUUCUCGAGUAUAGAAGAGGUAAAAGAGCUCCUCGACAACCUGAUUCUUUUGUUGCCAUAACAAGAGAUAGAAUUUCAUACUAUGAACUGCUCCAAGCAACUGAAGCGCUUAGCGAGAGUAAUCUGAUUGGUUCUGGAAGUUUUGGCUCUGUUUACAAAGGCGUUCUCAGAAGUGGAACUGCCAUUGCAUUUAAAGUGUUCAAUCUGCAACUAGAUGCGGCAUUCAAGAGCUUUGAUACAGAAUGUGAAGUUCUGCGAAGCCUUCGCCAUAGGAAUCUUCUAAAAGUCAUUGCUAGUUGUUCUAACCUAGAAUUUAAGGCUUUAGUGCUCGAGUAUAUGCCUAAUGGAAGUCUUGAGAAGUAUUUGUAUUCACACAACUACUUCCUCGACAUCAGGCAGAGACUAAGAAUAAUGAUAGAUGUGGCAUGUGCAUUGGAAUAUCUCCAUCAUGGGUGUUCGUCGGCUGUGAUUCACUGUGAUCUGAAGCCUAGUAAUGUCUUGCUGGAUGAGGAUAUGGUUGCCCACCUAAGAGACUUUGGCAUUUCAAAACUACUUGGUGAAGAUGAAAGUGAUUUGUACACUAAAACCUUAGCAACACUGGGUUAUAUUGCUCCGGAGUAUGGACUGGAUGGAUUAGUUUCAACAAAAUGUGAUGUCUACAGUUACGGGAUCAUGUUGUUGGAAACGUUUACUAGGAGAAAGCCUAAUGAGUUUGAGGGAGAUCUUAGCUUGAAGCAAUGGGUGAGUUAUUCACUUCCAGAUGCUGUAAUGGAGGUCGUAGAUGUGAACUUGUUAACAUCAACUGGUAAUCGAUUAAAGGAGCUAGAUGUUGUGGCAUCAAUCAUGAAAGUUUCAUUAGAUUGUUGUAAUGAAUUUCCAACAAGAAGGACCAACAUGAAAGAUGUUGUAGGGAUGCUACAGAAAAUCAAGAUUCAACUUCUGGGAGACUCUUCAUCUGGACUUCACAUCGUGCAGCCUUUCGACAGAACUUCACACAAGUUGGGUCCAGUGAGGGUAGAGUGUAUGAAAACCUUAACAUUACCUGAGGAGUUUGAGAUGUUGUUCCAGAUAGAUCCUCGGCUCAAGGAAAAAUAA
Capsicum annuum is the source of this 3240-nucleotide messenger RNA. RefSeq names its product receptor kinase-like protein Xa21. Gene Ontology annotation, molecular function: receptor serine/threonine kinase binding; ATP binding; protein kinase activity. The transcript has 6 exons. Gene Ontology annotation, biological process: protein phosphorylation. Bases 1 to 3240 code for a protein of 1079 amino acids. Lineage: Eukaryota; Viridiplantae; Streptophyta; Magnoliopsida; Solanales; Solanaceae. The record is from RefSeq and is a predicted model, not a curated record.